AUGAUGGCAUGUCGGCGCAUGUUGGACAUCACGUUAUGCAUCGUGGCGUUUUUCGCCAACGCGGUGCUGAGCCAGGAAUCCAACGUGACCUGGACCGAUAUGUGGAUCUACGGUGAUGUCCCACAGACACGCCAACUUCACACCGCUGUAGUUACACCGGCCGGCCGGAUGUGGAUUUUUGGUGGUCGAUACGACGACGGUAGCUCUUACUACUUGUCGGACACGUGGUACAUCGACUUGGAGGUGAUCCUGCACUCCUGGACGGAAGUGUCGCCAGGCACCAGCCCUUCUGCCCGGGGUCGCCACCAAUCCGUCUUUGCACCAACCGGAAAGCUGUGGAUCCAUGGCGGUGAGGACAACUCCAACGGCGUGUUGUCCGACCUGUGGUACCUUCAGACCGAGGAUCUUUCAUCGCCAACAUGGACGGAGGUCUCUGCCGCCAACCCCCAAGCUCGCAAGGAUCACAGUGCCGUGCUUGCAGCUUCCGGGAAAAUGUUCAUUUGCUUUGGAGACGAUGGGCUCAGCAACUUGGUUGACCUGCACUACAUCGACUUAGAGGAACUUGCUCCGUGGUGGAUUGGUGUCACGCCUUGUUGUAACUCUCCUCCGACAGCUCGAAUCAGUCGCAGAGCCCAGCUGAGCGAUGCUGGGCGAAUGUGGGUUUUCGGUGGCUAUGGAGACAGCCGCUUUUGGAACGACACUUGGUGGAUCGACGUGGAGGAUGGCAGCCCCAACUGGAAUGAGGUUCCGGCCAUCGGGACCGUGCCCACCGCCAGGGCAGACGCCGCGACUGUCCUCACAUCGACUGGGCGGUUCUGGAUGUUUGGUGGUUCGACCUCCGGAAGCGAUCUCGAGAAUGACCUUUGGUACAUGGACGUGGAG
Symbiodinium sp. CCMP2456 is the source of this 882-nucleotide messenger RNA. The record is from the annotation of a GenBank genome assembly. NCBI's taxonomy places the organism in Eukaryota, Dinophyceae, Suessiales, Symbiodiniaceae.